ACUAUGAAAUGCUCCGCAGCUAAAUCACUCCGCCGAUUCGACAUGAGCACCCUGCAAGAUGGGCAGAAAUCCAAAUAAGCUCUUUCUAGCUAUGUCACAAGGUUAUUGCCGCUGCCCUCAAUUGAUAGCAUCAUCGCCAUGUUAAGCCUCGAAAUUCUUCGCCUUGUUGACCAUUGUUCUCACUGGCGUUGGAUUAUCGCAGUUUGUGUUUCUCCAUGAUGCUCCUGUGCAUCGGAGGAAAGUACUCUAUUUUGUGCAUAUCACAUCCUUUUUUCGUCUCGUUUUUGGAGCCGUGAUUAGGUAGGACAGGCGCGGGAGCACAGCCAAAAAACGUCUUUGCUUCGUUCACUAUGCUACUUGAAACUAGGGAUGCCUUGGCAUGCCAUACGAAUAUCAGGUUUCCUUCGCCUAUAGGAGGCGUGCCGUUCUCCUUGGAUUUUGCUCCAUCCAUCAUCUUCGCUAUUCUCUAUGGAAUGUUAAUACCCCUGGCUCUCUAUCGGUGGAUCUCUAAGAGCUCGCGAACUUUGACCCUCUUUGGGACGACCACUUUCGCCAUCGAGCGGGUGGUAGCAAUGGCUCUACGAGCUAAACAGUCACACAACGCACUAGAUCGAACCUCACGCACACUCACUCGCUACAUGCAGGUAUCAUGGGGAACUGGCUACAUUUCGCUGGCGACUGCUCUCACCACCUUCCUUCGUGCCCUUCUGGUCAACGCCACAUUACCCUCAUCGUCAUCCUCUUCUUCCCCUGCUACUCAUGUCGAGUCAGGAUCGGAUGGUUUCAUUAUCAUGGAGGAAGCACCGAGGGCGGUUACUGAAGAGGACAGACUGAACGAUCGGCUGUGGUAUCGGCGGGUUUUCGAUGUGACAAAUUGGCUAUACCUCGUGGCGACGGUUCUUGGUAUCGUCUCUGGGUCAAUCUACGACAAGGCUGAGACGGACCAGGGUCAAGCGAAUUUAAUACAGGGUCUCAGAUAUGCUUCUACUGGGAUGGCUUUUGGACUAACUGUGGCGGUGCAAGGCAUCGCGAUCUCUAGCAUACUUUACACACGCAACGUUAUCCGGUCGUCUGCUCUGAUUGUCGUAGGUCUUACAUGUCUCCUGGAUAUCAUCUGCGUCUACCACCUCAUCAUUAUGCGCUCUCAUACGACCUCUCUCACGUCUCUCGAAUCUGGUUCUCUGAACAGCACCAGCGAUAAAGCCCUAUUCUAUAUUUUCCAAAUUGCCCCAGAGUGGAUCACAGCGGCCACUGUGCUAGGGAUCAACGCACGGGAACGGUUUAAGACGGGUCUGUGGGGUGAGGAGUUUCUCACCAAGGACAAAAAGCCUAGUAGUUGAGAUGCGACAUUACGUCUAAGUUAUUGUAUAUGAACUUAGUGCCUCUUGAUUUCUUUACAAUGAGACAUUAUUGUUCUAAACGACUGAGCACGCAGGAGGUAGAGCAGACAGACAAUUCAAGUUAACGACUAUGCGAUCGGAUCUCCGACUCCGACCUGAGCGGUAACUCCUUGCGGGCCAAUGUCCGUGUCAUUCAAGCUCAAUUAACUCAAUAACUGCAAACCAAAGUA
Messenger RNA from Somion occarium, 1570 nucleotides. NCBI's taxonomy places the organism in Eukaryota, Fungi, Basidiomycota, Agaricomycetes, Polyporales, Cerrenaceae. The record is from the annotation of a GenBank genome assembly.